UACAAGACAAAUAAUAGAUCGCAUCUCAUUGGAGCGAACUACGUCACAGACACCUAUGAAAUCGACAUAAUAACACAAAAUAGCAUGUAUAUCAAGACAAGAAAAUAAAAUUACAAUUAAAAUUACAAAUAGAAAAUAGUACUAAUCUGCUGUGCGCAUUCUGCAAAUUCUCCUUUGAAUCGAAGCUGAAUCAGAAUCUCAUCAGCACAGAAAUCCACAGUGGGAUUUAAAUUCAGGAUUUUCAUGCAGAUCUGAUUCUUGUUAUUCAAGGAGCUGUCUCUAAUUAUUAUGAAUUUGUAUUGCCAGUAGAAAUGUCUGAAAUUAACGAUUCGGAGGAUUCUGGAGCUCGUAAUCAAUCUUCGACUUAUCAGGAAGUGGAAUCUAUUGAGAUAUCUCAUGUGGAUAGCAAAGAAGAUAUGUUUAUGGAUGCAUCGGAUGAGUUGAAUAAUGAUAAUAAGGAAGCUGUAUGGCCAACUGAUCGGGAUAACAAUGCCAUUUCAGAUGAAAAGCCGGAUGCGGUACCUAAACAGUUUGAUGAAAUGGACAAUGGUGCAUACAAUAACGAAGAUAAUGAUAACAAUCACUUUGUUAAAGAAAUGGAACGAUUGCGCGCUUUGCUGGAGCAAGCUGCUGAAGAAAAAGGGAAACUCGAAUCCAAAUACAAGUAUGUGCAGGAAGAGAUGGAGACACUUUCAAGGGAGAUUUAUGUGAAGGAUAAAGAGAUUGAAGGGCUGACUGCCAAACUUAUGAGUUCAGUAGCAGAAACAGAGAAGGAUGUUAAGAACCAGCAAUAUGAGGUUGCACUGGAGAGGAUUUCGGCUGCACUUGGUUCAGUUAUAGAUCAAGGAGAUUUGUUAGGUGAUUCUGGGGUAGAGCAGAUUGACCUUGUUGAGAAAAGCACAUUGGCAUUAAUUGAGAAGUAUAACCAGUUUCUUUCAGAAGUUAAUCAACUUAGGCAGUGUUUGACAAAGGCUGAGUCCGAUUUUGGUGUGCAGGAGUUUGGGACCGUAUUUGUUGCUGCCCGUGAUGAAUUACAUGAGUUGAGGAGGAAGGAAGCACAGCUGGUUGACAACAUAGCUUUUCUAGAAGAUGAAAAUAGGAAAUUUCUUGAACAAGUUGAAAGUGAGAAAGCAAUGGUGGAGAUGCUAAAAUCCGAGCUUGAAAAAACAAAGACAGAGGUUGAGCAGGAAAAGAUGAGGUGUGCUAAUACUAAGGAAAAGCUGAGUAUGGCCGUGACAAAAGGGAAGGCAUUGGUUCAGCAACGAGAUGCCCUCAAGCAGUCUCUUGCUGAUAAAACAAGCGAGCUUGAGAAAUGUCUAGCUGAAUUGCAAGAGAAGUCCAGUGCUUUAGAAGCUGCUGAAUUACACAAGGAAGAGUUGGUGAAAAAUGAAGUUUUGGUUGUGUCAUUGCAAGAAUCACUCUCUGAAAAGACCUUGAUUAUUGAGGCAUUUGAACACAUCCUAUCCCAGAUUGACGUACCUGACGAACUCCAAUCAGUGGAUAUUGUUGGACGAGGUAGAUGGCUUGCUAAUGAAAGAAAAGAACUGAAGAGUGUUUCGAGGGACUUCUACAGAUUGAAAGACACAAUUUGUGCAAUUGAUUUACCUGAAAAUGUCUCCUUUCCUGAUUUAGAUUCUCGCUUGGCUUGGCUUAAGGAGUCCUUUUACCAUGCUAAAGAUGACAUAAGUAUGUUGCAAAAUGAAAUUUCCAGAACAAAGGAAGCUGCACGUGAUGAGGUAAAUCACUUGAGUGCUUCACUUUCGACUGUACAACAAGAGAAGCGUUACAUCAAAGAAGAGUUAGAUCACCUCAGAAACGAAUAUGAGGAAAUUGUUGGCAAGGCGCAUCAAAUAUCAUUGGACAAGGAUCAUUUAAGUGCUUCACUGGAAGCAGAACUAGUAGAGAAGGAUUAUAUUAAAAAGGAGUUGGACAACCUCUCAACUGAAUAUGAAAAUGUAGUUGAGAAGAUCCAUCAACUUUCAUCAGAGAAAAAUCAGAUGAUCAGCAUGCUUGUAGAGGCUUCUGGAAUGAUGUUGGCGGAUCAAGAAGGGGUUGAAGAAGCUUCUUAUCUACCCAUGCUAAUAGAUAGGUGCUUUAGAAAGAUAAAAGAUCAACCAAAUGCAUCUUCAGAGACUACUUUCAUAGAAGCACGACAAUUUGAAAAGCUUCAAAGUCUGUUCUAUGUUAGGGAUCUGGAGUUGACACUUUGUGAGGAAGUACUAGAAGAAGAUUUGCUGGUGAGAUCACAGCUAAAUGGUCUCUCGAAUCAGUUGACAGUAACUUCUGAGGAACUUUUUGCACUGAAGGAGGAGAAAGAUGUUCUGCAAAAAGCUCUUGAGCAAUCAGAGGAGAAGUCUAGUCUGCUGAGGGAGAAGUUAUCGAUGGCAGUUAAGAAAGGAAAGGGCUUGGUUCAAGAUCGGGAAAACUUGAAACUUCUUCUUGAGGAAAAGAACUCGGAAAUUGAGAAGCUGAGGCUUGAGUUACAACAUGAAGAAUCUACAGUUGCUAACUGCAGGGAUCAGAUCAGCACUUUGUCAACUGAUUUAGAGCGCAUCCCAAUGUUGGAGAGUGACCUGGCAGCUAUGAAAGAGGCAUUUGACCACAUCCUAUCCCAGAUUGACGUACCUAAGGAACUCCAGUCAAUGGAUAUUGUUGGACGAGCUGGAUGGCUUGCUAAAGAAAGAAAAGAGCUGGGGAAUGUUUCAAUGGACUUCUACAGAUUGAAAGACACAAUUUGUGCAAUUGAUUUACCUGAAAAUGUCUCCUUUCCUGAUUUAGAUUCUCGCUUGGCUUGGCUUAAGGAGUCCUUUUUCCGGGCUAAGGAUGACAUAAAUAGGUUGCAAAAUGAAAUUUCCAGAAUAAAAGAAGCUGCACAUGAUGAGAUAGAUCACUUGAGUGCUUCACUUUCAACUGUACAACAAGAGAAGCAUUACAUCAAGGAUGAGUUAGAUCAACUCAAAAACAAAUAUGAGGAAAUUGUUGGCAUGGCACAUCAGAUAUCAUCAAACAAGGAUCAUUUAAGUGCUUCACUUGCAACAGAACUAGUAGAGAAGGAUUAUGUUAGAAGGGAGUUGGACAACCUCUCAACUGAAUAUGAAAAUGUAGUUGAGAAGUUCCAUCAACUUUCAUCAGAGAAAUAUCAGAUGAUCAGCAUGCUUAUAGAGGCUUCUGGAAUGAUGAUGGCGGAUCAAGAAGGGAUUGAAGAAUCUUCUUAUCUACCCAUGCUAAUAGAUAGGUGCUUUAGAAAGAUAAAAGAUCCACCGAAUGCAUCUUUAGAGACUACUUUCGUAGAAGCACAACUUUUUGAAAAGCUUCAAAGUCUGUUCUAUGUUAGGGAUCUGGGGUUGACACUUUGUGAGGAAGUACUAGAAGAAGAUAUGCUGGUGAGGUCACAGCUAAAUGAUCUCUCGGAUCAGAUGAGAGUAAUUUCUGAGGAACUUUUUGCACUGAAGGAGGAGAAAGAUGUUCUGCAAAAAGAUCUUGAACGAUCAGAGGAGAAGUCUAGUCUGCUGAGGGAGAAGUUAUCGAUGGCAGUUAAGAAAGGAAAGGGCUUGGUUCAAGAUCGGGAAAACUUGAAACUUCUUCUUGAGGAAAAGAACUCAGAAAUUGAGAAGCUGAAGCUUGAGUUACAACAUGAAGAAUCUACAGUUGCUAACUGCAGGGAGCAGAUCAGCACUUUAUCUACUGAUUUAGAGUGCAUCCCGAAGUUGGAGAGUGACCUUGCAGCUUUGAGAGAGGGAAGGGAUCAACUUGAGAAGUUCUUAUUCGAGAGCAAUAGCAUAUUGCAGAGACUAGUUGAAUCAAUUGGUCGCAUUGUCAUUCCAGUUGAUUCAACGUUUCAAGAGCCUGUAGAGAAGCUGAACUUUCUUUCUGGGUAUAUGGAUGAUUGUCUGACUGCCAAGGCACGGACUGAACAAGACUUGCUGCAAGUAAAGGAAGAGGCUAAGAACCUAGCUGUCAAGUUAGCAGAGGCUGAAGCAAAUAUGAAAACACUGGAAGAUGCAUUGGCUGUUGCCAAGAAUGAUUUGUCUCAACUUGCUGAAGAGAAGAGGGACGUGGAAUUUGGUAAAAAAAAUUUAGAAAUAGAGUUGAAGAAAGCAGUUGAAGAAGCUCAUUCAGAAAAUAGCAAGUUUGCUGAGAUUUGUGAGGCUAGAAAGUCACUUGAAGAGGCAUUGUCACUGGCAGAAAAUAAAAUUUCAUUUCUUAUCAGUGAGCAACAGGAGGUUCAAAGUAGCAGAGCUGCUUCAGAGACGGAAAUGGAGAAACUGAGAGAGGAAGGAGCUAUUCAGUCUAGCAGACUCACAGAGGCAUAUAACACUAUAAAUACACUUGAAAGUGCACUUUCUCAGGCAGAGAUGACUGUUGCUUCAUUAACUGAGGACAGUAACAAUUCAAAAGUGGAAAUAACCAACUUGGAGAAUGAGCUUAGGAAACUAAAAGAUGAAACUGAGAUCCAGGCUAGGGAGCUCGCUGAUGCGGAAAUUACCAUAAAAUCGCUUGAAGAUGCAUUGGUUAAGGCAGAAAAUGAGUUUUCUGCACUUCAAAGUGAAAAGAGAGCCACUGAUCAGGAAAUAUCAACUCGUAAUUCCAAACUGACUGUAUGCAUGGAAGAGUUGGCUGGAAGCAGAGGGAGCUCUGCAAGUAAAACCAUAGAGUUGAUCGGUCAUCUUAACAAUCUUCAAAUGCUUGCCGAAGAUCAAAGUCUGUUGUCAACGAUGAAACAAUGCUUUGAUAGGAACUUGGAGCAUCUAAAAGAUGUGGAUCUUGCCCUUAAGAACACAAGGGAGCAUUUGUUGGACAAGAGGUCGGAGCAGCUGCAAGAUUAUCCACUCAUGGAGGAUAUUGCUCUUCUGGCAGGAUGUUUCGCUGAUGAUAUUGAUAAUAAUGUGAACAUUGGAAUGGAGAAUGAUUAUGAAAAUGCAAUCAAUGGUGAUGAUGUUUCUUCAUGUGUUAUAAGGGUUGCAGAAGGGUUCCAGUUACGAAAUAAAAUCUUUGCUGAUAGAUUUGAAGGUUUUUCUAAAUUCCUAGAUGAGUCAAUAGGUUCCUUGUUAAAAAAGUUACAUGCCACAGAGGAUGAGGUAAAAAGCAUGGUUGAGAAUAUGGAAUCCUUGAAGCAAAAUGUUAAAAACCUGGAAAUGCGUGAACAAGAAAAGGAGAAGGCUAUGGCUAUUUUACAGGAUGAUGUUGAAACUUUAUUCUCUGCUUGUAGAGAUGCAGUUGGAGACCUUCACUUCGAAGACAAGAGCACUCCUACAGAAUUUAACUCUCUUCCUGGACUUGAAAAUUUGAACCAUGGUUUGCACCCAGGAGGAGAAUUUGUUGGACGAGAUAUGGCUCAGCAAGAUAUUGGUGGCAAUAGAUAUAUUCAGACAGCUGAGAAAUUGUUGGCUGCUACUAGAGAAGUUCAAAGUUUGGUGAAGUUUUAUGAAACCACAAACAAAGCAGUGGCCGCAAUUGUUCACAAUUUGCAGAAAGAUUUGGAAGAUACCAGAAGAGUCUCCGAGAAAGCUAUUGAAGAAAGAGAUGUAUGUCAAAGUAGGGUUUUCAAGUUGGAGAGUGAUGUAGAAGCACUGGAAGAAUCAUACAGAGAAGUGACGCAUAAGAUAGAUGAUUAUCAAGCCAAAGAGGACAUAUGGAAGGAAAAAGAGGCAGAACUUUGGUCAUUGUACAAUAAUAUGUCGAUGAAAGAAAAAGAAGCCAAGGAGCCGCUUCUAUCAGCAACUCAAUUAAGAACUUUAUUGGACAAGCUAAGUGUGAUCGAGAUUCCUCUUGUAGAGUCUGAAGACCUCGAGCCCCAUAGCUCAACUGAUGUUAAGAAACUGUUUUCUAUUAUUAAUAGUUUCGCUGAAUUGCAGAACCAAAUAAAUUUACUUUCUUAUGAGAAGGAAGAACUACAGUCUAUGCUUUCACAACAGAGUUUUGAAAUUGAGCAUCUUAAAGAAGAAAUUGAGAGACAUGUUAGAAAUAAGCCAGAAUUGGAAGGUAUGAAAAUGGAGCUGUCUGAGGCUACAUUUGGCCUGGAAAAGAUUAUUGUUGGAUUGGGAGGUAAAGAGUUGAUUGGAAGCCCAAAUUCUGUUGGUAUGAGAGCACUUUUGCCUGUUUUAGAAAAGCAGGUGAAUGCCUUGUUAUUAGAGGCUGAAAGUUCAAAAUCCAGAGCACAGGAACUUGGUACCAAGUUGCUUGGAAGCCAAAAUGCCGUGGAUGAAUUGUUAACUAAGGUUAAGUUACUUGAAGAUUCUCUUCAGGGUAGGACUAUUCAGCCAGAAGUUGUCCAGGACCGGAGCAUCUUUGAAGCACCUUCUGCAUCCACAGGGUCAGAAAUAUCUGAAAUUGAAGAUGUGGGAUCCCACGUAAAGAAAACAGUAUCUCCUGUUCCCUCAGCUGCUCACGUCCGAAUUAUGCAAAAAGGAUCAGCUGACCAUCUAGCACUCAAUAUUGACUCAGAAACUGAUCGCUUGAUCAACAGUGAGGAAACUGAUGAGGACAAAGGUCGAAUGUUCAAGCCUCUUAAUACAACUGGCCUCAUCCCAAAACAAGGAAAGUCUAUUGCAGAUCGUGUUGAUGGAAUAUGGGUAUCUGGUGGCCGAGUUCUAAGCAGCCGUCCCCGAGUAAGGCUUGGCCUAAUUGCCUAUUGCCUGCUUCUUCAUUUAUGGCUACUUGGGACCAUUGUGUAACGAAGGUUGCAAUCAUCAAGCCUCUGAACCAACGAUGUACUUAAAAUUGUAUCAUAGACAAAAUAUCAUAAUCAAUUCUUUCCCCAUAUGUUUUACGUUUUUACAUCAUAGGCGGAUAGGUUGUUAGACAUAUUAUUUUGAGGACCGUAUACAUCCUCUGUGAUGGCAUUUUUAGGAACCGCAGAGAUUGUAAGGUUCAUGCUUUCAAAGGUGAUAAUAACUAGUACCAUCGAGCCUAUGUUGUCUGAAA
Molecule: messenger RNA, 6924 nt
Organism: Gossypium arboreum
Lineage: Eukaryota; Viridiplantae; Streptophyta; Magnoliopsida; Malvales; Malvaceae
Product: trans-Golgi network-localized SYP41-interacting protein 1
Exons: 9
Coding region: 312-6674 (2120 amino acids)
Source: RefSeq, a predicted model, not a curated record